Molecule: messenger RNA, 855 nt
Organism: Caenorhabditis elegans
Lineage: Eukaryota; Metazoa; Nematoda; Chromadorea; Rhabditida; Rhabditidae
Gene: srbc-68
Product: G-protein coupled receptors family 1 profile domain-containing protein
Exons: 3
Coding region: 1-855 (284 amino acids)
Biological process (GO): signal transduction; G protein-coupled receptor signaling pathway
Cellular component (GO): membrane
Molecular function (GO): G protein-coupled receptor activity
Source: RefSeq, marked reviewed
AUGUCAACUAUUGUUUUUAUAUAUUCCUUUAUUACUGUCAUAGUCUGUUACUCAAAUAUUUGCCUAAAUUUGAUCCUUUUAUUAGCAAUUUUCUGCUCUAAAAGAGUCACUUUCAAAUCUGAAUUGUCUCUUUUCUAUACAAGAUUUGCUGCAGAUAUUGGAUACAGUAUUUCUAUUAGUAAUUUCAAAUUGUACAUUUUGGCGGUUAUGAUUUCGGAAAUAUUUGCCGUUAAAAAUUUCAUUUUCAUCACACUAUGGCUUACUAUUAUAUUUGGAAUCAUUCGAACAAGUCUAUUAUUUUUAACUACUUUGGAUCGAGUCAUUUCUCUAUUCUUCCCUUUCUUCUAUUGCGCAAACCGUAGCAAACUUCCACUAUUUGCCAUUUUUAUUCUAAUUUUUUCCUUGAUAAUUUUCGAUCAAAUUAUCAUGUUCGGAUAUUGUGGGAAUACUAUUGAUACUCCCAUGAACUGCGACCAUUUCCGUUGUUCUUUCAAUGAGUGCUACAGUAUUUAUUGGGUAGAGCACGAAAAAAUUGUAUUCAGUAUGAUCGUCGUUUUGACAGUAUUGCAAUUAGGGAAACUUGUUGUUUACACUGUUCUUGCACAGAACCAAUCGGCUCAAGUUUAUUCAAGAGCUACCCAAAUAGCUAUGCUUGACUCAACAACUCUUAUUUUAUUCAAUCUUGUUCCGGUCAUGUCUACUUUUUGGUUUGAAUCAGCUGAUUAUGAAACGUAUUCGUCGUUUGCAACUCUCUCUAGAAAUCUUGGAUUUUUAAUCAACACAUUGAUCAUUUUUCGAAUAUUCAUGAGAGAUAAAAAUAAUACAGUGACAGCAUUAACAUCACCCAAUUCUUAA